GCGUCAUAAGGCUGAACUGUCACGGUCACGCCCCCCUCCUCUUCGAACUUCUGUUGAAUAUAGGUAAUUGCCUACCUAAGGUACGUGCCUAACCAGCCACGUAUAAAAUCCGACUUCAACGCAACCAUCCGCAUUCCCCACGAUAGGAAGAAUCGCGUACUUUGCGAUUCGAUACGGAUCUCUUCUCUCAACCUCCGGCGAUCUCAAAUACCGUAUCACGACGACAGGAACCCCAACGCCCAGAUGGCAGAACCCAGAGGCGCGGCUGCCCGUCUGCGGCGCACAUUCCACUACCCCACGGACGACGACUCCGCAGACUCUCAGCCCGAAGCCAUGGACGAAGAAGAACAGGAAAUCCUCAUCCAACGCCUCGCAGACGAAAACGCCGCCCGAAACGCCCAGUUCAACACCCUCCUCCUCGCCCUACCCCUCCUCACGACAGUCCCCUACAUCGUUUCCAUCCUCCGCCUGUCCGCCCCUUUGACCUCCCUGCUCUCCAUCACAUCGCUCCUCUCGACCGCCUACCUCCUGCGCACCCAGCCCCCGGGCAUCACUGGCAUCACCUUGCUCGACGUUUGGUUCCGCCCCAAGACGCCGCGCGCCAGCCCCUCCUCCUCGCUCGCCUCGUCGACCUCGUCCGUCUCGGCCGCGUCGUCUUCGUCUUCGUCAUCGUCGUACCAGCCGAUACGGGCACCGAUGCGGACAAGACCUAGGAGGAGCUCCUUCUCGUUCGUCGAGGACCACAAGUCCCCGCUCGAGACGUACCUGCCCUACCUUAACUUCGGGCUCUGCGUCGUGCUCGUGCUGACGGGUCUCGUAACACGGUCCGGCGAGAGACACGCGCUUGGCCACGUCGGGCUGGGGAACCUACCGGCCAUCGUAUACGUCGUGAUUCUCAUCGCGAAGGUGGUCAUGGGCAGCGUGGACCCGGAAAAGGAGCUGGCCGCGCUCAGAUACGACUUCAAGGGCGCGUGAAUCGACGACCGCGAUUGUUGCUCCGUAACGAAAACGUCAUGUACACCAAGGGGACGAAAACUCUAGUUGGGCCUGCUUACACGACUUAUGCCGGAAUGAUAACGUUAUUCUCAGUUGAAAGCGUAGAUAUUGGACUGAAUGGUAUCUCUUAUGGUUAGGAGGGGGCUACGAAAUGUAAUUCAGGAGAGUGCGCAAGUCUAUCUACUACAGGCGGCACGUAAUUAUAAUCAUCUACA
This is a messenger RNA of Colletotrichum destructivum, 1211 nucleotides long. RefSeq lists its product as uncharacterized. NCBI's taxonomy places the organism in Eukaryota, Fungi, Ascomycota, Sordariomycetes, Glomerellales, Glomerellaceae. Bases 244 to 975 code for a protein of 243 amino acids. The transcript has 2 exons. The record is from RefSeq and is a predicted model, not a curated record.